Molecule: messenger RNA, 2473 nt
Organism: Carassius auratus (goldfish)
Lineage: Eukaryota; Metazoa; Chordata; Actinopteri; Cypriniformes; Cyprinidae
Product: gastrula zinc finger protein XlCGF52.1-like
Exons: 3
Coding region: 153-1367 (404 amino acids)
Source: RefSeq, a predicted model, not a curated record
AAGACGAAGAAGAAGAAAUAACUUUGUGCUGCCUCUGGUUGUAAACUGCAGAGAUUUAAUUCCUUGAAGAAAUUGAAGAAACUUUCACAGCUGAAGAAGAAACAAGCAGGAGGAAUUACUCCAGGAGAAACUUCUGACAUACUAUUGGAAAGAUGGAGUUUGAGGAAGAAACCUGCAGAAUUAAAGAUAAAGAUACAGAGGAACAAACAGACUCCGUGGAAGCGAAUGAAGACAAACAGCAUCAGUUUCAAAAACCUUAUCAUUUCAUAAACGAAGAUGAAAAUGCCACCGUUUUACAGUCUGAAAAGAAUUUCACACAAAAACAAACUGGAACAACUGCAGUCAAAGGAUCUUUCACCUGCUCUCAGUGUGGAAAGAGUUUCAAACUUAAAUCAAAACUACAAAUACACCUGAGAGUUCACACUGGAGAGAGGCCUUAUGCAUGCACUCAGUGUGAAAAGAGUUUUGGUAGUAAAGCAAGCCUAAAUGAGCACAUGCGAGCUCACAGUGCAGAAAAACCCUUCACAUGCACUCAGUGUGGAAAGAGUUACAAACAUAAAUCAAAUCACAAAAUACACCUGAGAGUUCACACUGGAGAGAGGCCUUAUGCAUGCACUCAGUGUGAAAAGAGUUUUGGUAGUAAAGCAAGCCUAAAUAUACACAUGCGAGCUCACAGUGCAGAAAAACCCUUCACAUGCACUCAGUGCGGAAAGAGUUACAAACAUAAAUCAAAACUACAAAUGCACAUGAGAGUUCACACUGGACAGACGCUUUAUACAUGCACUCAGUGUGGAAAGAGUUUUGUUGUUAAAGGAUACCUAAAUGAGCACAUGAGAAUUCACACUGGAGAAAAACCCUUCACAUGCACUCAGUGCGGAAAGAGUUUUGUAUCCAAACAUAUUCUGAGAAAACAUCAGCUCUCUCACACUGGAGUGAAAUCAUUCAGCUGUGAUCAGUGUGAUAAAACAUUUGCUUCUGCGUGGAGCAUGAGACAACAUCUUAAUAGUCAUGCUGGUGUGAAGCCUUACAUUUGCUCUGAUUGUGGAAAGAGUUUUACACUACUAACAACUUUACAACAUCACCGGCUUAUUCAUACUGGAGUGAGAUCUCAUAUGUGCUUUGACUGUGGAAAGACAUUUCUUACAUCUAGUAGUUUAAAAAAACACCAGUGGAUUCACACUGGAGAGAAACCGUACAAGUGCUCGCUCUGUGGAAAGAGUUUCACUCGCUUCGAAGGCUGGAAAAUUCACGAGAGAGUUCAUACUGGAGAGAAGCCCUACCAGUGCUCUUCAUGUGGGAAGAGUUUUGCCACAUCAUCUACUCUACGGACUCAUAAGAAAAAGCAUUGCCCAAAGUUGUCUAAGUGAGCAAAGUUCAUGUUCAUAUCCAUCACUUACAAGCAGUGGCCGCUGGUUUAAGUUAGCCUGGGAAGAUACAUUUAAAUGUACAUUGCAAAAUAAUUAAGAAAUUGUAUUAUUUAGUCAUACUAUUCGACUGGUAGUCAUGUUAGCAGUUAUUAAAAAUCAAUGUUUUUUUGUGUGUGCGGGGCACCGAACAAAUUGGUCAUUUAGGUCUGUAAACUUUUGAAACCCAUGUGUCUUGAGGCUGAGCUCUAAUUGGCUUGUACCAAAUUGUCCUCAGAUCCUCCCACUUUAGAUCUUAGCGAAAUAAUUUAGUUUGUAUGUUUUUUGGCCUUGUGUGAUUUGACCGUUCUUGACUUUCAAAUUUGCGCAGGAUCUCUUCUGAGAUUAAUGAAAAUUUUAUUUUAUCUUUAAAAAAAAAAUCCUUUCACAAGGCAUUCAAAUGAAGAAGAAGAAAAAGCUAGGACCGAGUUGGCUAGCUGGAUGCGAUGCAAGUUAUGCCUUUUGUUUUCUCUGUUUGUUACGUCAGAGUCUUGUCACCGAACGUUGUGGGCAACAACACAGAAGCAAACUGAAACAAUGCAGUUUAACUCCAGGCGAUCAUCUGAGGCCAAGCACCAUUGCUUGUGUAGGUGAUGCAGUUAAACAAUAUGUCCCUUUUCAAGUAAAAUAUGAGUCAUAAUCAGUAAUUAUCAUUAUAUGCACAAUAUUAAAAUAGAUAAAUAAUAUAGUGCACCUUCUUUAGUUGGACAUACAUUCAGUUAUAUCUGAAUACUUGACAUAUAUUGUCAAUACCAUUAAAAAUGAAUGGUCUAGAAGUAUUUUAUUAGAUUAGUUUUUGCAUACUUGUUAUAUUGGGCUUUAUUAAACUUUUACAAAUAUAAUGUCUUUAUAUAUGCAAUUUUUUUUUUUACUACAAGUCAAUGUAUUGAACAAUUCUCGCAGUCUUUAAACUGAGAUCUUAAAGGGUUUGCCAUACUGUGGCUCUCUUGUGUGGACAACAUGAUAAUGAUUGCCUUCAUGACUAAAUUACAUUAAUAUAAUUAUUGAUUUAUUUUUUAAUUAUUAUUAUUACAAAUGUUCAGUGUUUACUUUACUGAUACACUCACAUU